AUGGUCCUCGCGCAACCCCAAAACCAGCAUGUCUCCAAGGCGUUCGAUCUGACCGGCAAAGUGGCCAUCGUCACUGGCGGUGCCCGUGGGAUCGGUCUCGAGGUUUCUCGCGGUCUCGCGGAAUCCGGUGCAAAUGUGGCUAUUAUAUACAACUCUUCCAAGACAGCCGAGGCCACUGCUGCCGAAAUAGCCUUGACAAGCAAUGUUAAAGCUGCGGCUUACCAGGCCGACGUUACGAACCAGGCGGACAUUGAGGCCGCUGUGCAGAAGGUGGUUAAGGACUUUGGGAAGGUCGAUAUCAUGAUUGCCAACUCGGGCAUUGCAUCCUGCGUUGCUGCCGAGGACUAUACUACCGAGCAGUGGAGCGAUAUCAUGAAGGUCAAUCUCGAUGGUGCUUUUUACUCGGCACAAGCAGCCGCUCGCAUCUUCAAAGAGCAGGGCUUCGGAAACGUGGUUUUCACGGCCUCUGUCAGCGCCACGCUGGUAAACGUUCCACAGAAGCAAGCAGCGUAUAAUGCCUCCAAAGCCGGUGUCGUUCAGCUAGCCAAAUGCCUGUCCGUGGAAUGGGUGGACUUUUGUCGUGUUAAUUGCAUUUCCCCUGGAUUCAUUGCAACCGAUAUUCUCGACAUUCACCCUGUCGAGUGGCGCGAAAAGUGGCUCAGCAUGAUCCCUGCUAAUCGAAUGGCCCAGACAUACGAGCUGAAGGGGGCGUAUGUAUUCUGCGCCUCCGACGCUUCGAGUUACAUGACGGGUGCGAACAUCGUGAUUGACGGUGGAUACACGUUGCCUUGA
This is a messenger RNA of Penicillium argentinense, 792 nucleotides long. Its product is annotated as SDR family oxidoreductase. Gene Ontology annotation, molecular function: oxidoreductase activity, acting on NAD(P)H, oxygen as acceptor. The coding region runs from base 1 to 792 and encodes 263 amino acids. NCBI's taxonomy places the organism in Eukaryota, Fungi, Ascomycota, Eurotiomycetes, Eurotiales, Aspergillaceae. Gene Ontology annotation, cellular component: intracellular anatomical structure. The record is from RefSeq and is a predicted model, not a curated record. The transcript is spliced from 5 exons.